This is a messenger RNA of Andrographis paniculata, 3609 nucleotides long. Its product is annotated as phytyl ester synthase 1, chloroplastic. NCBI's taxonomy places the organism in Eukaryota, Viridiplantae, Streptophyta, Magnoliopsida, Lamiales, Acanthaceae. The coding region runs from base 685 to 3360 and encodes 891 amino acids. The record is from RefSeq and is a predicted model, not a curated record. The transcript is spliced from 26 exons. Gene Ontology annotation, cellular component: membrane.
AAUUAUUUGCUUUGUUUACUCUCUUCGGCCGGCGACCAUUAGGGUUUCGUAGAGAGGAAGAAACAGCAAGCUAGCAUGGAGCGGUAACUUCGACGGGGUUUACACAGUGGCUGACCCUCCGGUGACGUUUUCCGUAGCAGAAAUCGUUUUUCUCGGUGAACAAACCUUUCUCCAGCGAUAUUUGUGGCGGUGUCUCGCUGGUCUGACGGCGGCUUGAGUAGUCGAUGGUUGUCGGAAGUAGUCUCCGGUAGUUCUCGGGCACCAGAUCUGAGACGUUCGGGGCUGGAGUGGAGUUUUCCGACGAUAGCAAUUGCAGGUCCAGUGGAGUAGGGGCGGCCAGUGAGUCGUUAAUUUUUGUUGCGAGGAAGACAAAUGGUACUGAAUGAGGUGCAGGAUUUUCAGGUUUAAUGACAUCACAUAAUGCGCGUGUUCAAGACGCGUCGCAGUGUAUAAAUAUCUAUGGUGCUUCAGUUGCGUGCAUAAUCGAAGCGAGAGGGUAAUGGCAAUGGGGCAUGCUGGAUUCCGCUAGCUGUGUACGCUGCAGGGAUUCGCUGGCGGCGGUGUUUCUAUCUCCGGCGGGGCUUGUUUAACCGUUUCCAUUUUCAUGUUCUUCCUCGAAUCACUUUCGUCGUUUGCGGAGGAUCGGCCAAAAUAAAACAAUUUUGAUCUAUUAUUUCAAAUUGGAUGAACGGGGGCUUUCUUGGAGGGUUAGGGUUUGGUGGGAUUAGGUUAAUUUUGAUAUUUCAAUCUCAGGUGCCCAUAAUGCCUAGACAUGCAACACCAAGGUUGUUACCAUUUAAGAAUCUUAAUGGGGCUGUACCAGGCAAAAUUGGAUUUACAUUUGUUUCGGCUUUAAUUGCACUUGUCACAAGUGCAGACAUGGCAACGGAUCCGGGUAGAUCGAAACCCGACCCGACCCGACCCGAUCAUUUGUUUGGAAUCGGGUCCAAUUAUUCGGCUUUCGUGUUUGAUGUCCCUCUUUUGGUACAUGAUAUACAGGAUAUAACUUCAAAAAUUAUGGCCUUUUCCGGCAAGGAUUUCAAACGAAUCAUCAGCUGCAUUUCCUGGGGAUGGAUGACUGUAUUAAAACUGCUAUCUUCAUUCCUCAUGCCAUGCCUACUCAUCAGGAAGGAGAAAGAACAAGUGUGGAGGCCGCUGCAACGCUUUGCGACCAUGGAUUUGAAGACAGAGCUUUGUUGUUUUAGCGGCGCUAAGAUAUACCCUGGAAAAGGAAUCAAAUAUAUUCCCGCAGAUUCUCAGACACUGCUGCGACUUCCCAUGGCGUCGGGGGUUAGAAUAUUUGGGCUAUCUGUAGCCUCAAAUAACCCCUCUUUUGGUUCAUGGAAAAGGGUAUGUUGUAAACAUCCAUUGAGAUGCUUAGCUGCCACUGCGGAUUCGACCGCCGCUUUGUCUGCAGAUUAUGUGGGAGUAAAGAGCGUGGCUGUUAAUGGAGUCUCGCAUGGAGUGGACGAGGAAAAGUUGGCACCUUUGUGGGAUGAUGGAUUCGGGCAAGAGACAGUGAAGGAGUAUCUGGAUUACGCUAAAGAUUUAAUCAGGCCUGAUGGCGGUCCGAUUCGAUGGUUUACACCAGUUGCUUGUGGCCCUCAUUUGAAGGGUUCGCCUGUUCUUCUGUUCUUACCUGGUAUGGAUGGUCUUGGACUUGGUCUCGUUCUGCAGCACAGGCCCCUUGGAAAGGUCUUUGAUGUUCGGUGCAUGCAUAUUCCCGUUCAUGAUCGAACGCCCUUUGAAGGCUUGGUAGACUGGGUCGAGGAAACUGUAAGGGCGGAGCAUGCCUCAACCCCAAAUAAGCCCAUUUAUCUGGUUGGAGACUCAUUCGGUGGGUGCUUGGCUUUGGCAGUGGCAGCUCGGAAUCAGCACAUUGAUCUCGUAUUGAUACUUGCUAAUCCAGCUACAUCGAUUGAAUCAUCACAACUGCAUCCUAUCUUCCCGUUGUUUGAUGUGCUGCCAUCUGAAUUUCACAUCAUAUUUCCUUAUCUUUUGAGCUCUAUUAUGGGCGAUCCUGUGAAGAUGGCUUCAGUUAAUAUAAACAAAACGCUGCCUCCAGGGCCAUUUUUGGAGCAGUUGGCCAACAGCCUUACCGCCCUGCUUCCACGCCUUUCUGUUUUGGCUGAUAUAAUACCUAAAGAAACAAUGGUGUGGAAAUUGAAACUCAUCAAACACGCGGCUGCUUAUGCUAAUUCUCGUCUUCAUGCCGUUAAAGCUGAAGUACUUCUUCUAGCCAGUGGCAAGGACAACAUGCUUCCGAGUCAAGAAGAAGCUAGGAGACUUUUCAAAAAAAUACAAAAUAUCCAAGUACGGUACUUUAAAGACAGCGGACAUACGUUAUUGCUGGAGGAUGGUUUUAAUCUAUUGUCCGUGAUCAAAGGUGUUUCCAUGUAUCGUCGUUCCAGCAAUCACGAUUUUGUCAUGGAUUUUAUACCUCCUAGCGCGUAUGACUUCGACCAAGUUGAACAGAAUGGAUGGUUCCGCAAUUUUGUUGGUCCUGUGAUCUUGUCCACUCUCGAGGAUGGAAAGAUUGUGAGAGGCCUGGCAGGGGUUCCGGACGAAGGUCCGGUCUUGUUAGUCGGAUAUCACAUGCUUCUAGGAUUAGAGCUCAGCCCAUUAGUCGAACAGUUCCUUCGGGAGAAGAAGAUCUUAAUUCGUGGUGUGGCCCAUCCGACUUUGUUUGCACCCGAACUUCUAAAAAGUGACAACCAAAGCGUUUCGUUUUUUGAUACGGUGAAGAUAUUCGGCGCAUUGCCUGUUACUGCAAGCAAUCUCUUCAAACUGCUCAAGACAGAGUCUCAUGUGCUGCUUUAUCCGGGCGGUGCUCGCGAAGCUCUGCACCAAAAGGGCGAAACCUAUAAAUUAUUUUGGCCCAACCAACCGGAGUUCGUCCGAAUGGCUGCAAAAUUCGGGGCAACCAUUGUACCGUUCGGAGUCGUUGGAGAGGAUGACAUCGCCGAGUUAGCGUUGGAUUUCGAAGACCAACUAAAAAUACCGAUAUGGGGCGACAAGAUUCGCAGCGAUAAUAAAAAGUAUCGGCACUGGAACGUCAGAUCCGGGCAGAGCGGCGAGGUCGCCAAUCAAGCUCUGUUCUUUCCGGCGCUUAUACCAAAGAUCCCGGGCAGAUUCUACUACUAUUUCGGGAAGCCUAUCCCGACAAAGGGACGUAAAGAGCUAUUAAAGGAUCGGGAAAAAGCGCAGGAGCUCUACAUGCAUAUAAAAUCGCAAGUCGAAGAGAACAUCGCCUAUCUUCUUGAAAAGAGGAAGAGGGAUCCUUACCGGAAUGUCCUCGACCGCACUGUGUUCCGAGCCUUUCAUUCUCGACAUGAUACGGUCCCGACUUUCGAACCUUAAUAUGUUGGUUGGUGUUUGUUGCUGCAGCAGCCGAAUUAGCCUUGUGUGGCAACAUUAACAGCAGCAGCAGCAGCAUUGGGAUGGAUUGGAUUGGAUUGGAUCGGAUUGGAUUUGUUGUUAUGUCUGCAACAUUCAUACAAUAUUUUGUGUCAUAAAGUUUUAUAGUACUCAGGAAAUAGGUUCAUUUUCAAAUACUGGUGAAUAAAUUUAUCAAUCGAAAUGAAAAGCAAAGCAGUGAUUAAUAUCUCA